Microtus ochrogaster (prairie vole) is the source of this 315-nucleotide messenger RNA. RefSeq names its product secretoglobin family 3A member 1 (gene Scgb3a1). The record is from RefSeq and is a predicted model, not a curated record. Lineage: Eukaryota; Metazoa; Chordata; Mammalia; Rodentia; Cricetidae. Gene Ontology annotation, biological process: positive regulation of myoblast fusion.
AUGAAGCUUACCAUCACCUUCCUAGUGUUCUGUGUGGCUCUGCUCAGUGACUCUGGUAUUGCUUUCUUCGUGAACUCAGUGGCCAAAUCUGUGCCAGAACCCGUGGCUGCCGUUGCCCCUGCUGCGGAGGCUGUGGCUGGGGCUGUGCCUAGCCUACCAUUAAGCUACUUGAGCAUCCUGAGGUUCAUCCUGGCUGGCCUGGGCAUUCCGUUGGAUCCCCUCAUAGAGGGUUCCAGGAAGUGUGUCACCGAGCUGGGCCCUGAGACUGUAGGGGCUGUGAAGACACUGUUGGGGGCCCUGACAGCGUUCGGUUGA